AGGGCGGCUGGUGGAGUCAACGCGUUCUAUGAUUUUGUACGAUUGAUCUUAUAAUAUUUGUCAUACCAUUACAAACUACCGAAACUUCAUUUCAAAACAGAAAUGCAGGAUCAGGAUGAGCAAAUAAAAGACCCUGACGGUUACGCCACCAAGAAGACCACUACAGCGGGCCUGGUGGACGUCAGCCUGUUCACUAGCAACAUCUCCCAGCUAGUGACGAUCACCAGAUCAGAGGGCGGUGUCAACACAGCCCAGGAGUGGACAAGGGUUGUGUUUCUAAUCAUCUGCAUGGUGCUCCAAGUGGCUCUGAUGUUCAUACUCGGCUAUCAGCGUUCCCAAAACAUCAACCGUCUUGGAGAAGGUGCUAACGAAAUUACAACUACCUUGGGCGCUGCAAAUCUACGAAACUACGAAAAAGCAAUUAUGGCAAAGAAGCUGAAAAGGGACAAAAAAGAAAAUAAGCUCAAUAUGUCGAAUUACGCUGCCACCACGCUGAGCACUCUGAUGGUAUUAUUCAACAUCAUCAUUGCUGCUCUGGUUUGGGAAACCCAGACUUGACAGUGGGUGGAUGACGUGAGAAAACUUACCUUUAUGGUAACUGGACUCAAUUAAUUCACUAACUUGAAUAUGUAAAAUGCAUCCGGACGCUUUUGUGACGAAAUAGAAAGUGAAUA
This is a messenger RNA of Branchiostoma belcheri (Belcher's lancelet), 674 nucleotides long. RefSeq lists its product as uncharacterized. NCBI's taxonomy places the organism in Eukaryota, Metazoa, Chordata, Leptocardii, Amphioxiformes, Branchiostomatidae. Gene Ontology annotation, cellular component: membrane. The record is from RefSeq and is a predicted model, not a curated record. The transcript is spliced from 2 exons. The coding region runs from base 103 to 558 and encodes 151 amino acids. Gene Ontology annotation, biological process: cell adhesion; tissue regeneration.